This is a messenger RNA of Ziziphus jujuba (common jujube), 4097 nucleotides long. Its product is annotated as DNA ligase 4. The transcript has 27 exons. Gene Ontology annotation, biological process: double-strand break repair via nonhomologous end joining; nucleotide-excision repair, DNA gap filling; DNA recombination. NCBI's taxonomy places the organism in Eukaryota, Viridiplantae, Streptophyta, Magnoliopsida, Rosales, Rhamnaceae. The record is from RefSeq and is a predicted model, not a curated record. Bases 196 to 3702 code for a protein of 1168 amino acids. Gene Ontology annotation, molecular function: ATP binding; DNA binding; DNA ligase (ATP) activity. Gene Ontology annotation, cellular component: DNA ligase IV complex.
UAAAAAAAUAAAUAAAAAUUGGUCAGCGGCAUAUAAAUAUUGCUUCGUUCCCUUCCAUCGGAAGCUUUCGAAUUCGAAGCAAGGGAUUUUAUUUAUUCGACCGUUGUGGGUGGUUUAUUUCAUUUAUAAAAGAAAAAAAAAAAAAAAAAAAAAAAAAAAGAAGAACGAAAUUUUGAAACCGACCUACAUUGUAAUAUGGCGGUGGAGGAGGAGGAGGAGACGAAGUUCAGCGUGCUGUGCAGCCUCUUCAACUGGAUGUUGAGGAGCAAAUCGGCGGCGAAGAAGCGGUCGAAAUUCCGGAAAUUCCUGGACAACUUCUGCAAACCCUCCGACUACUUCAGCUCGAUCCGCCUCAUCCUUCCCGGCCUUGACCGCGAGCGAGGUUCGUAUGGCCUCAGGGAGUCCGUACUCGCCACCUCUCUUAUCGACGCCCUCGGCAUGUCUAGGGAUUCCGACGAUGCUCUCCGCCUCAUCAAUUGGCGCAAAGGCGGUGCCAAAACCGGUGCUUACGCUGGCAAUUUUGCUCUUGUUGCCGCCGAGGUGCUUCAGCGUCGACAAGGAAUGACUUCUGGUGGACUAACAAUUAAGGAGCUUAAUGAGUUGCUUGAUCGUUUGGCUUCUAGUGAAAAUAGGGCAGAAAAGAUAACAGUUCUUUCUACUCUAAUUAAAAAGACAAAUGCUCAGGAAAUGAAGUGGAUCAUUAUGAUCAUUCUUAAAGAUUUGAAGUUGGGGAUUAGUGAAAAGAGCAUUUUUCAUGAAUUUCAUCCAGAUGCUGAAGACUUGUUUAAUGUCACCUGUGACUUAAAAUUGGUCUGUGAAAAAUUGAGGAACCGCAGUCAGCGGCACAAACGUCAGGAUAUUGAAGUUGGAAAGGCUGUGCGCCCUCAACUAGCUAUGAGAGUUGGUGAUGCAACUGUUGCAUGGAAAAAGCUUCAUGGGAAGGAAGUGGUUAUUGAAUGCAAAUUUGAUGGGGAUCGCAUUCAAAUUCAUAAGAAUGGAAAUGAGAUCUGUUACUUUUCAAGGAAUUUUCUUGAGCACUCUGAAUAUGGACAUGCAAUGUCAGACAUUAUUAUACAAAAUGUUAUGGCUGAUAGGUGUAUACUUGAUGGUGAAAUGUUGGUUUGGGAUACAUCUUUGAAUCGUUUUGCUGAGUUUGGUUCAAAUCAGGAAAUAGCCAAGGCAGCAAGAGAUGGAUUCGAUAGUGAUCGACAGUUGUGCUAUGUUGCAUUUGAUAUUCUUUAUGUUGGAGAUACUAGUGUUAUUCACCAAAGCUUGAAGGAAAGACAUGAACUUCUCCAAAGAACUGUGAAGCCUUUGAAGGGGCGUCUGGAGAUCUUAGUACCCAAUGGUGGUAUUAAUAAUCAUCGUAAUUCUGGGGAACCUUGUUGGUCACUUAUUGCUAAUAAUGUGGACGAUGUUGAAAGGUUUUUUAAAGAAACCAUUGAAAACAGAGAUGAAGGAAUUGUUUUAAAGGAUCUUGGCUCCAAAUGGGAACCCAGUGACCGGAGUGGAAAGUGGUUGAAAUUGAAGCCUGAAUACAUACGUGCUGGUUCCGAUCUGGAUGUUCUUAUAAUAGGAGGAUAUUAUGGAUCUGGACGACGUGGGGGGGAGGUAGCUCAAUUUUUGGUGGGCCUUGCUGAGCGUCCUGCCCCAAAUACAUAUCCAAGACGUUUUAUAUCUUUUUGCAGAGUUGGAACUGGACUUUCUGAUGAGGAACUAGAUGCUGUCGUAACAAAGUUAAAGCCUUACUUUAGAAAAUAUGACUAUCCAAAAAGGGCCCCACCAAGUUUUUAUCAUGUGACAAAUAAUUCCAAGGAGAGGCCAGAUGUUUGGAUUGACAACCCUGAGAAAUCAAUAAUACUUUCCAUUACUAGUGACAUCCGAACUAUAAGGUCUGAGGUUUUUGCUGCACCAUACAGCCUUAGAUUUCCACGUAUUGACCGAGUCAGAUAUGACAAACCUUGGCAUGAAUGUCUUGAUGUGCAAUCAUUUAUUGAGCUUGUACAUUCAAGCAAUGGUACCACACAGAGAGGGACAGAUUAUGGUGGACUGCAAGAUAAUAAACUAAAACGCAGGAAAUCCUCUACAAAGGAUGAAAAAAGGAAUCUAUUGGCUGUUCCUUCUCAUUUUGUUCAUACAGAUAUUUCUGGCAUUAAGGAGGACACCUUGAUUUUUUCAAAUAUGAUGUUCUACUUCAUUAAUGUUCCUUCGACUCAUUCACUUGAUACCUUGCAUAAAAUGGUUGCUGAGAAUGGGGGCUCUUUCUCCAUGAAUUUGAAUAACUCUGUCACUCACUGUAUUGCAGCUGAAAGCAAGGGGAUCAAAUAUCAGGCAGCAAAACUCCGUGGUGAUGUUAUUCAUUACUCUUGGGUUUUGGAUUGCUGUUCUAAAAGAAGUCUACUGCCUUUGCAGCCAAAGUAUUUCCUCUUCUUAUCCGACUCUUCUAAGAAAAAGUUACAAGAAGAAAUUGACGAAUAUUCUGACUCAUACUACCAGGAUCUUGACCUUGCAGACAUCAAACAGCUGUUAAGCAAUGUGGAGACAUCAGAAGAUACCAAGGCUGUGGACUGUUACAAGUUAAAAUACUGUCCGAUGGAAAAGUGGUCUCGCUUCCAUGGGUGCUUUAUUUACUUUCAUGCUUCACUACAGUCUUUGAAACCAGAUUGGGAAGUUGUGUUAGGACUUGCACUGAGGAGAUUAAAGAUUGAAGUUUGCAUGGGUGGUGGCAAAGUCAGUGACAGUCUUUCUCAUGCAACCCAUUUGGUAAUCUUGUCAGUUCCAGGAUUUAAUUUGGAUGUUGAAAAUGUACUAAGAAGUUUGACCACAAUGGAGAAACAUCUUCAGAAGAAGCGAUUGCAUAUGGUUGAAUCUCAGUGGUUGGAAGACUGCUUGGAAAGGGAAGAAAGGUUGCCAGAAGAAACAUAUAGCUUGAAGCCUGCAGUGGAAGAGCUGGACAUUGGGGAGUGUGACCACGACGUUGAUCUGGAAAUCCCUUCUGAUAUGGACUUUGCGGAAAGACAGGAAUUGGCUUCUUUCCCUAAUAAAGAAGAACAAGAGAUAAGAGGCAAAAAUGCUCUAAAAACCCAUAGAAUCUUGGCCUCAGGUGAGCCUGUUUCAAAGAGGAAACGAGGAAGACCUGCUGGCACAAGCACAAAGAAAGGAAAACUUGGGGUCAACCAAGCUCAAAGAAGACGAAUACAUAUUCAAAAGAGGCCUGCUAAAAUAUCUGGCAAUGCAUCGGAUGAAUGUGGUUCUGAUGAUGAUCAUACAUUUAAAGAAGAGAGCAAAGCAAGGGAGCAAAAUUAUGGAUUGAUAGGUAAAGAAAAUUUGGAAAUCCAAGAAGCCAAAACGGUAGAAGAUUCUGAGUCAUCACGGAGAGGCAAGGCAACUGAACAAGAAGAUGUUAGACAUGAAGAGUGGUUUAAUAGAGUUCCUGAAAUUGACAUGUCUGAAAAGUGCGAUAAUGAGGACAAUAAGAAGCCUGAGAAGCUGGAAAUGAUGACAGAUCCAGUUGAAGCCAUGUUGUUGGAUAUGAUUCCAAGCCUAGGAACGAAGAAAAUCGAAACUGCAAAUAAAUCCUUUGAAGAUGGGAAGCCAUCAGCGGAUAUGAAUGCUCCAUCAGCGGAUUUGAAUGUGGAGCCUACGAAGAAAAAGAAAGUUAGCUACAAGGAUGUUGCUGGUGAACUGCUCAAAGAUUGGUAAUAUGAUUAUUUAUUUAUUAUUAUUAUAAUUAUUAUUUUGUCUUCUGCUGUAUAUAUGUCAGUUGUACAUUGUACCCUUCUGUGUUGUCAGUUUCGGAUUAGUAUAUUUAGUUGGAUGGUAAAUAGCACAAUGUCAACUGGAAGUUUCAAUCUAUGCCUUACUGCUCUGCGUGAUGACUGACUCUUUCUCCUAUGAAGCUCUCUUUUAGCAUGUAAAUGGCUCUCCUAUAAGUACUUUGUUUUAGCCAAUAUAUUGUAUAGUAAUGCUAGUAUUGCCUACUUAACUAGGAGUUAAAAUGCUUGUAUAUAUGUGUAUAUAUACAGUUCCCUUCAAAUAUGUGUAUAUUUACAGUUCCCUUCAAAUAUGGAUGUCCAAACGUUAUUUAACUUGUGGUA